Messenger RNA from Batrachochytrium dendrobatidis JAM81, 3939 nucleotides. RefSeq lists its product as uncharacterized. The record is from RefSeq and is a predicted model, not a curated record. Lineage: Eukaryota; Fungi; Chytridiomycota; Chytridiomycetes; Rhizophydiales. Gene Ontology annotation, biological process: potassium ion transmembrane transport. The transcript is spliced from 4 exons. Gene Ontology annotation, molecular function: potassium channel activity. Bases 10 to 3762 code for a protein of 1250 amino acids. Gene Ontology annotation, cellular component: membrane.
AUACGCUCCAUGUCGUUAUCAACGUCCACAAUUGUUGCCACUGAAACGAAUGUGUCAAACUCAAGCAAUACAAUAUAUUUUCCUAGCGACGGCCAAGAUGGGAUUAUUACUGAUGCUACUUUUUCUUCCGCCGUUGUGGCCCUAAUAUUUCCAUUUGUGGCUAUCCCAUUGUGCGUUAUUGGAGCUCGUCUAGUAAAAUACGCAUGGAAGAUUUAUCAGGCAAAAAAGUAUGGAUACGAUGGUGAUCUCUUUGAGGAUCCUCUUGCUGAGCUGGGUCUGAAAAUUCGUCGCGGAUAUGAAAACACUGCCGAGAUUAGAAAAAUCAGAAAAGAGCAGCGGUCAUUGCGAGCAAAAUUUCAACAACGAACCAAAAUAAACGAAAUGGCGAUUCAAGAGUCUGGUGUAAACUCGGUUGGCAUGGAAGAAAUAAGAGAUAAAUUUAUCAAACAGUUUCCACAACUUCAAGUAGCUGAAGGAUAUUUAAGCAAUCUUCGUCAACAAACUCGUCGCACUUGGAUCAACCGAUUUUCUCCCGAUGCUGUUCGUCGCUGGAUCAGCGUUUCAAGAUAUGCACGUGCUUGGAUGGUUUUCCAAGUGUUUUGUACCGUUCUCGCCAUUUUGAACUAUGUCAUGCUUACCUACCUUGUGCAUCAGGACGAUCGUACUGAGCGUAAACUCAUCAAAAAUUUGGAUCUAUUUUAUGCAGCCAUUUUUCUCAUAGACUAUUUUUUGUCGUUUUACACGGCUGAGGAUCGUUUACGGUUUUUUAUCAACUACCUGUCGCUGAUAGAUUUGCUAUCUAUUGUAUCUCCAUUUGUGUUUGUACUUAUUUCAAGCGACACAAAAUUUGUGUGGUUUGUUGGACUUAUUCGGAUUUUCAGAGCAACAAGAAUUUUACGAACGUAUCGAAUCCUGGCAUUUUCACAGUCUGAGGAAACCAGAGAACUCACCGUAUUUAUUCUCAACUUUGCCAAUUUUAUCUUUUUUUCUGCAUCCGUAAUCAAUGCCACCGAAACUCUUGUAGUUAAAUUCAAUACUCCGCCAUCUCUACAAAAUUGGCAUGACAGUCUAUACUAUAUCAUGGUUACGUUUAGUACAAUUGGGUUUGGAGAUCUUACGCCCAACUCAAGUAUUUCGCGAAUCAUUGUUAUGUUUUUGAUUAUACUGGUCAUCGUUUAUGUGCCUUAUCAAACAGGUAAAAUUCUUGAACUAUACAACAGUUUAAGUCGGUACCAACGAGCAUCUCAUCAGGCAUCCAGUAGCCACCCUCAUGUUAUUCUCAGUGGAGGCAUUACUGCCAGCAGCUUGAUUGAUUUUUGCCGCGAGUACUUUAUUGCUGACCAACUUGGAACAAUUGUGAUCCUGCACACUCAAGAGCCAAACAUUGAUAUUCGAAGACUAUUAAACCACCCGUUUUAUCGUAAUCGGCUUAUUUAUCUGAGAGGAAAUCUCAUGUCUGUCCACGAUCUCAGGCGUGCUUCUGCUCAGUAUGCAACUGCACUGUUUUUACUCAACACCCAGUCUUCAGAAACUACAACUAAUAUUGAUUCUCACAAUGAGGUUGAGGAAUUGAAACAUGCACGUAGUAUGGAUGCUCAAAUUCUUAUGCAAUCACUUGUUUCCAAAAACGGGUUUCCAGGACUUCCUGUAUUUGCUCAAGUGCAGGACAUUCGAUCCAAGGACCUUUCUAAUCAUUGUGGAUGUGAUCGAACCUUGUGUAUUGAUGAGAUUAAAAUGUCUCUUAUGGCUGCCAAUUGUAUUGUUCCUGGAAUUCAAACACUAGUUCUCAACCUAAUUCAUUCGUACAAGGAACUGGAAAACAACACGCUUUCUGAUUUCUGGAUGCAAGAGUAUCAAUGUGGAGUAGCAAAUCAAGUCUAUACGUUUAAAAUUCCUGCUGGGCUUGUUGGUAUGAAAUUUCACGAUGCAGCGCGUGAGGUAUACACCAUCUAUGGUACCAUUAUUUUUGCACUGAUUUCUAGUAAUGCUGGGUUCAAUCAAAACCCAGUUCGCAUGCGUAUCGAUAGAGCUUACCGUAUCAAAAAUGAUGACAUUGCAUUUUGUAUUUCAGAUGGAGGUGAUGAAAUGCUUUUACGUAUUGCACUUCAUUUCAAAGAACAGUACAAAAAAACAGAACUCGAUCAGCGCGAUCUUGAACUGGAGAUGGAAGAUGUAAUUGGAAAGAGAGAUGGUACGCUUCAGUUGGACAAAGCCAGUACUACUUUAUUUGACGGGUUACUUGAUAAAAGCAAUUUUCAGGAAAUUCAAUGCGAAAAACUUCCUUUGGGAUCAAUGCCUGCAGACCUGUUUGGCCAUAUUAUACUUUGUGGCCAAAUGACUGCACGUGCAGUGCGUCAGUUUGUAGCUUCUAUAUGCGGAGAAGAUAUGAAUGAACCCAAAAAACCAAACACUCCAACAUCAUCAAAGAAAGCAGCCAGUUCAACGUGUUCAGAAGAUACGCCAGUCUUACGCCCCAACAUCCCAAGAGCACCCAUUGUCUGCCUGAUGGAAACAUUGCCUAAAGUUGACGAUCUUGGGAUUUGGGCCGACGUUCUUUCACACGAAAAUGUAUAUAUUGUUCAGGGAACACCACUCAAAAAAACAAGCUUGACUCAGGCAGGCGUUGAUAGAUGUCUUCGUCUUGUGGUUUUGGCCAAUUCUGACGGUAGCAACUCCAACAAUGAUUCUGUUCCAGACAGCCAAGCACUAUUUAUUGUCAAGAUGCUUCAAAGAGAAUGGCCUCGUGUCCGAUUUCUUGUAGAGUUGGUGGAUGGUUCGAAUGUAAAGUACUUUUCAGCAAGAAAUAUGGAAUGGGACACCAAUAAUUUACGAAUGCAGUCCAUUUUAAGUAACUAUGCUCUUACUUUGGGCGAUCGACUGGAUCUUUAUAGAAAAGUUCGAGCCGAGAAUGCCAAGCAAUCGUCAAUCUGGUUUCAACUGGUUCAGUUUGUAUUUGAAUCGUCUAAUGGAUCAAAAAAGCAACACACUUCAAAGCAUCAUGACUAUUCACAGGCCGAGUCUAAUUAUAAGAAAUCGAUAAACAAUCAACAAUCCAAUUCUGGCAAACCCUCACAAAAGCGGUUUACCCCGGCAAAUGCUGUGACUCAAGCCAAUUCUCAAGGAGAUUAUGAAAUGUUAAGCAGUCUUGUGGACAGUAGUGCUAGUGCAAAUAAUGAUACUUUUCAAACAGAUAAAGAGGUUUUGGAAGACCAGGACGACGAUUUGCCAAAUGAUCAAGACAAUGCAGAGGAAGAUGCGACAGGCAGAGAAUCUCAUCGCGAGGUGCCCAUCACGGAAGCAUACCUUCAAAAAUUGCUCGAGGAAGCAGAGUUGAACGAGUCUGGAUUGAGCCCCUAUCCAGUAUACCAUUUUGAUCGACACUUUGCGGCAGGAAUGGUUGCUACAUCGUCGUUUAUGCAUUCAUUGCUUUGCCAAUCUUACUUUAGGCCGUACAUUGUGGAUGUGGUGCGAGCUUUAAUUGCCAAUGUGGUGCAUUUACCCGUUACAGAAUUCUACGCUGGGAAAAAAUACAUUGAGUUGGUGCAUUAUUGUCUGUCGGUUGGUUAUGUUCCUAUUGGAUUGUAUCGUCGAGGAAUUCCCAAUACACGAGGAAAAGCAGCAUCUCCUACAUCAGCAUCGAAAUCUCAGCAUCCUAACCUUUCCCAGGCGUUUGAUGCAGACACGAUGCCUUAUGUAUACACCAACUGUAGAUCUGGAGACAUAGUUCAGGCAUUUGAUUUGGUGUUUGCCAUUAAACAAUAAUGCAGCUUUGGAUUUUACCAUUUGCAAUACCGACUUGUUUCUAUUCUGUCUGGCAAUCCUUUUUAUUUAAUAUCACCGUUCAAUUUUACAAUCCUAUUCACGUAAAAUAGAACUUUUCUGUAUUUAUCCUGCAGUGAUUGACUCUAUUUUGCUUUAGAAUAAACAAUGAUUAAAUAU